AUGCAAGGGCCACAAAGACCACCACGUAGGUCAAAAAGGUUGAAUGUGAUUCAGGUUACGGACCAACGUGAUGAUGAAGAUGGAGACUGCAACAAUGGUGAGCAAUUCCCACAAGGUCAUGAAUCACAAGUAUUGGUCGAUGAAGAGGGUCAAGUUCACAAUCAAGUAGACAAGGAAGUACGCAAGCGCAAGAGAACAAGCUUGCCAGUUGUCUGGAACAUGCCAAAGGGGCAGAGAAUAGUUGUGAAAUGCAAUGAAGAUAGCCAGCCUAUAGGAGAUGAAGGUGCAAUCUUGGGGAAGUUUCUGGGCACGGUUGCUAGAAAUGGAGGAUUUUGCCCACUAAACAUAAAUGAUUGGCGUCAUGUCAAAAAGAAUAGUGGUGAGGAAACAUUAUUGCAGUGCGUACAGAAAAAGUUCGUGUAUCCUCGAUCAUGUGAAAAAUGGAUACUCAAAUCAAUUGGAAGAGACUGGAGGAAAUUUAAGUCUAGUUUGAAAGAUGCUUUCUUCAAACCCGCCAUUGAAAAAAAUCCAAACAUCAAGCGAAAGGCUUUGUAUAAGCUCUGUCCAGAAGAUGUGGACAACGAUCAAUGGCGUGGGCUUGUUAAAUAUUGGAAGUCCAAAAAAGGAAGGGCCCUUGCUGAGAAGAACAUAAUUAGUCAUUCCCUCGUGAAGGAUUCACAUAAUGCUGGCACAAAGAGUUAUGCUUGUUGGGGCGAAGACAUGAGGCAAGCUGAUCCUGAAAAGAAACGACCACACAGAUCAAAGGUUUAUUUAGUAACUCACAAGAAGAAGGACGAUGUUGAUGCUAAAAAUAAAGAUAAAAAUAAGCGCCUGGAUCGAUUGGACAAUCUAAUAACCGAUCGACCAGAGUUGGCACAAAAUUUGAAUGGAAGAGUCGCAUGGGAAGGUGAUGCCCUGCAGGAAGUGUUAGGGAAAGAAAAGAUUGGACAAGUGCAUGGCAUGGGUUUGCUUCCAACUCCUAAGCAAGUCUACGGUCGGACGCCACGGUAUCUAAAGAACAUCAAUAUGACUACAACUGAUGGAUCACCAUAUGAAGUUGAACAUGACGUUUGGGAGGUAAUAGCAAAGAUGAAGGAGCACAUAAAAAAGCAAGACCAGAUUAUUAAAGAUAUGAAUAACAAAGAAGGCUAUGUCAAUAAUGGCAUAGAAGAGGAAAACCUCCAAUCAAAUGAUAAUGGUAUUUCUCAGUCACCAGUACUGCUUGGUAAAACAAAGAGAAUCCAGUGCAAUGGACCCGUUGAGGCACUCUCGUCUAUGCAACAUGACAUUCCUGAGGAUAAUAAUUUAUCACGUUCACAUGAGAAGGUUGGUGACCAUGAUGUCAACCAAUUACAAGUUCAACAAAAUUCAUCGUCACCACAAGACCUUGUUAUUGAUUUUGUGCUAGAGAUGAGGGAAACGAGGAAUAUUACGGGUGAAUCUGUUUCAAGACCGAACCAGCAAAGGACUAGAACUGAACACCCACACUGCUCAAAAAGAAGGCGUUCUUCUUCCAUCAAGGCUGCUUCCAAAGUAGUCUUAAAGACUUCAACAUAUCCCAACAAGCGGAAUGUUGCGUAUGGUACUAUUCGGAGUACUGAUCCAAGAACUAAGGCUAGUGGUAUUGAGUUAGGUGCUGAAUUUGCUCUUGUGCGCAUAGACGAACCUAUUCUUGAUAAUGAGGAGUUGGUAAGGGAAGUUUCUGAUUGCAAGACAAUUGGCGAGGCUUUCACUUCAGGAUACUUAAUUGCCUGGCCUUCAGCUUUUAUUCGAGAGAAGGAUGGUUGA
Messenger RNA from Triticum turgidum subsp. durum (durum wheat), 1788 nucleotides. The record is from the annotation of a GenBank genome assembly. NCBI's taxonomy places the organism in Eukaryota, Viridiplantae, Streptophyta, Magnoliopsida, Poales, Poaceae.